Hyaena hyaena (striped hyena) is the source of this 711-nucleotide messenger RNA. Its product is annotated as zinc finger protein 705A-like. The record is from RefSeq and is a predicted model, not a curated record. The transcript is spliced from 6 exons. Gene Ontology annotation, biological process: regulation of DNA-templated transcription. The coding region runs from base 316 to 657 and encodes 113 amino acids. Lineage: Eukaryota; Metazoa; Chordata; Mammalia; Carnivora; Hyaenidae.
CCGCACGAGAGCCCGGAGACGCGUUCUCUCACGCGUUCUCUCGGGGGCGACGGAGGAGGCGUCACUGACGACGCGGGCCCCAGGUCGGCUAUCAGACUUGAUUAUAAUUGGACUUUACGGGCUCUCAAGGAAGUUGCCGUGUCUGCGUUUUAAAAUACCCCUCCUCGGCUUGUCCCAUUUCCUGGUUGACGCAUUUCGACGGCGCACGUUUUCUCAUGACCCGGCGACAGCCGUAGAUCAUUCUUUGUCGGCUUAGUUAUUGGACUGUCCCUUGGUGAGAACACACAGGAAGAAAGGGCAACUGAGUUCUAGACAAUGCAACCACAGGGAUCUGUGACCUUCAAGGAUAUAGCUGUAGACUUCACGCAGGAAGAGUGGGCCCUGCUGGACACGUCCCAGAGGAAGCUGUACAGAGAUGUGAUGCUGGAGAACAUUGGUCAUCUGGUGUCUGUGGGGUAUCAACUCUGCAAAUCAGAUGUGAUUUCCCAGUUGCAGCAAGGAGUGGAGCUGUGGAGGGAAGGGAGAGGAUUUCCCCCAGGCCUGAUUCCGGACAUGAUUGCGGUCAGCCUGUCAUUGAAUCCUGCUGUUCUGAAAUCUGAGGGUUCUCACUGCCUGGGUUCUGCAGGAAGAAACGUAACCUUUUCACCUCAGUCAUAAGUUGAUAAUUUGGUUUCUAACAUUUUAAUUAAAAUAAUUUUUAAGAUGUGAAAA